GUUUGAAUUUAUGAUUGAUUGUAAUUUGUUGUGAUUUGCGGUUGGAUGAAAUGAUUCGAAAAUCAAAAUAUAUUAUUUGAUAUAUUCCUAGACUGGUCAGGUUUAGGACAGUGAAAGUGAUACUGUUGGUUAUAAAUCGAGUCUGAGAAUUGGUGGAGUAAAUAAUCUGUGUUAUUCAAUACCACGCCGGAGUCCAGGAUGUCGGCUUAUUAUGAUUACUACGACGGCAGCAAAUUAUUCCUAUUCAUAUCACACCGCCUCGGUCUUCCAAUAGAUCUUGUUAAUUUUUUGAUUGCACAAUUAGCUGCACUAUGCCUGGCCCGUCUGUUUCGGAAACCAUUGAGACUUGCUUCGCCCGAAUUUCGACACUCUGUGUGCCUUAUUAUAGGUCUGAUUAUGGGAUAUUUUUGCUUCGGAAAGCAAUCUAUACACAUGUCUGUACUUCCAAUGCUGAACUACACAUUGCUGAGAGUGGUACCUCAUCAUCACAUGGGAAACGUUAUAUUGGCGACUUCUAUGAUAUAUUUGUCGUGUCUGCAUUUACAUCGUCAGAUAUACCACACUGCAGACUAUUCACUUGAUAUAACAGGUCCCCUCAUGGUAAUAACGCAAAGAGUUACCUCACUAGCAUAUGCGCUGCAGGACAGCUAUAGUGAAAAGAAAGGAACUAAUGCAACACCAAGUAGCGAAAGCACAUGUGUUAAAUUGGCGAGGAUUGACAAAACGCCAUCUCCUUUAGAGUAUUUUGCCUACAUGUUGGCAUUCCAAACGCUUAUGUGUGGACCCGUUGUUUUUUACGCAGAUUACAUAAAGUUUAUUGAAGGCGGUCGCGUUGACGGGGAGGACAAACUAAGCGGAUCGGAGCCUUCACCUCGACGAGCUGUGUUUUACAAAGUAUUUGGAUCCGUGUCGGCUGCUGUACUUUAUUUGUCGCUAGCCAAAAAAUACCCCAUUACAGUUUUCGAAGAACUAACUGAUCCUGGUUCCGAGAUGUCCCGGUCGUGGUCAGCUCUGUACCUUCUGUGGUACGCGUACCUUUCGACAUUAGUGGUGCGUUGCAAGUAUUACCAUGCUUGGCUUCUCUCCGAAGCAAUUUGCAACAAUUCCGGCAUGGGUUUCAACGGAUACGACACUGAUGGCACGCCGAAAUGGGACAAGAUGUCGAACAUUGACGUUUUUGGUUUUGAGUUCAGCCAAAACUUCCGAACGGCAGUGGCUUCAUGGAACAAGAACACGAACACCUGGCUGCGAGGCGUGGCUUACGAGCGUGGCAAUGCGGCGUGGAGGACCACGCGUGUCUACGCGCUUUCCGCCGUGUGGCAUGGCUUUCAUCCCGGGUACUACCUCACCUUCUUCGCUGGCGGUAUCUUUACAGUCGCUGCUCGGAAGAUCCGCAAAGUUGCUCGUCCGAUGUUCCUGGGUAGCAGGCCUAAGAAAGUGUUCUACGACGUGGUAACAUUCCUCACGACGCGCGUCUGCAUGACUUACGCCACAGUGCCCUUCGUGCUGCUGCAUUUGACGCCGUCUCUCGCUUUUUACGGCAAAUUCUACUAUUCACUUCAUUUCAUAGCCCUGGGCGCGUUGUUGAUCCCAGAGAAACGAGGCGGCAAAGAAAACUCUGAUACUUCCUUGAAGUCUUCCUAUUCACGUAACACACCGGUUACGAACGGCGACAUGAAAAUUAAAUAAUUUUACACACAAAUAUAGUUAAAUAUAGUAGCUAAAGCAAAUUUCUAAUAAAAAUAUAUACAAUAGUACGGUCACGCAGUCUUAAUAGGCUAAUGGCGCAUUGACACCGGGUCGUCUGCCGCCCUCGGCAGACUACUUCACCUUGCCGAAGGCGACGCAAUCGACUAGCCGUUUACACCGAAUCAUCUACCGCCUUCGGCAGACUACUUCGCCUUACCGAAAACAACGCAGUCGACUCGCCAUUUACACCGAGUCAUCUGCCGUCUACGCUUACAAAGUUCUCAUUAACCAAAAAUUUCCCACAUAAUAAUCUCGAGAAAAAAAGUUAAAAAAGCAGUCCAUAUUUAUUUAUUUUUAUUCGGUCAUUGUUUUUUGCCACAUCUAUGCAAAUGGCAACACAUACAAUAUGCAAAUAACUAUUUAACAAUUUGGGAACUUAUCGCACACUUUUAUGGUGUUUCUAUACAAACGAGUAAUGUGCGAUGUUGCAAAAAAAUACAUCAAUAAUAUUCAUCGUAAUUGAUGUUUUUUAUCAACAAGCAUCAAACUAUCUAUGUAUCAGCAUUAUAUGGGGUAAAAUGGUAAAACGUACAAAUGUCACAUUAUUCCAAUCCCCACAAAAUUCCAGCGUUUCGUGAAUUCCCCACAAACUACUCUACGCAACACUGCUCAGGACGCGUAACGCAGUUGAGACGCGGCCACAGACUCGUUGAAACCUGUGCGGUCGAUCAUCGCUUGCCGAAGGCGAUCGUGUCGUCCAUAGCAUUUACCACCUAGUCGCUUUGGUCGACUUGGGCUUCGAACUAUGGAUUUCAGACGACUCAGGUCUAUAUUUACACGUAGGUCAGUAUUUACACCGGUAGCCUGUCGACUUGGUGUACAUGCGCCAUAAAUAGUCGCGAAAGAUAAAACAUAUCUAAAGGUAAACAAUGUAGAUCAACUUAGCCAAGCGUUACACCCAAUGAAAAUUGAUACUAUUGAAAAUUUAUAUAAACUAUAAACUUUGACACUCAUUUUUCCAAUGAGAUUUUAUCUUGAAGUGUUGAUGGUCAAAAUUACGUGUUUGAGAUUUCGACAACUGUGAUGCUUACACGUGAUAGGACAAUAAAGGAAACUCAAGUUACCACGUCAAAAAUGUGUUACCACUUAAUUUGAAUUAACUGGCAACGCUACAUCUACUUGCCAGGGUUAUAAGAGUGACGCAACACGGCACUUUAAAAACCUUUCGUCAUUUAAAAUAACUUCUGGUGGUGAAAUUACAGGCACACGGGACAUGUCAACUUAUGUGUCAAGAUGACAGGCUCAGAGGCCCCCAGAUCUUUGCGAUUUAUAAAGCUCUGAGUGGCACUGCAACAGUCAUGGAUGGUAAGCGACAUACCAGGUAUGUCGCUUUCCACCAGGCGCACAACUUGUUCAUCGCGUCGCUUGAUAUCAUAAAAAAGCACUUCAACAAAAUGUAAUUGGGGGUAUGACAGCAACCAAGUUACGCGACCGAAUUUUCAGCAGGUAAUGGCGCUAGGUUAUCUUAUAUUACAGACAGAGGAGAGAGAAGUUAGGCACACAUUCUCAGAACUUUCAUACCGGAAUAUGUUCUCUCCGCUCUAAAUCAAACCUUUUGACGUCUUCACAUUUUUAAAAAUAAUAAUUUAUGUUAAAUAUCUUACAAAAACUUGUGCUUUAUGUGGAGGUUAUUCAUAUCAUGAUGUACAGUAAUUACAUCUUUUUGUUUAAAUGUUUUAUAU
Molecule: messenger RNA, 3431 nt
Organism: Hyposmocoma kahamanoa
Lineage: Eukaryota; Metazoa; Arthropoda; Insecta; Lepidoptera; Cosmopterigidae
Gene: oys
Product: membrane-bound O-acyltransferase domain-containing protein 2
Exons: 11
Coding region: 199-1689 (496 amino acids)
Biological process (GO): lipid modification
Cellular component (GO): membrane
Molecular function (GO): acyltransferase activity
Source: RefSeq, a predicted model, not a curated record